Molecule: messenger RNA, 12606 nt
Organism: Hipposideros armiger (great roundleaf bat)
Lineage: Eukaryota; Metazoa; Chordata; Mammalia; Chiroptera; Hipposideridae
Gene: NAV1
Product: neuron navigator 1
Exons: 33
Coding region: 52-6519 (2155 amino acids)
Biological process (GO): neuron migration; nervous system development; microtubule bundle formation
Cellular component (GO): axon initial segment; microtubule cytoskeleton
Molecular function (GO): ATP hydrolysis activity
Source: RefSeq, a predicted model, not a curated record
CCGGAGCGCACACGCACCGGACGGUAGUCCGUGUGGCCGGCCUUGCUGACCAUGAAUGGGACGGCCAAUGUGAGCUCUGCCAGCCGCCCCCAUCACGCCUCCGCCAUCCCUGUGCCUCGAGCUGCCUCCCAGACCUGGAUUCACGCCGCGGGCGCCUCUCCACAGCUGCGGCCGCGCCAGGCUGGCCUGGCCCUGAGCCCACAGCGAGCGGCCUCCCCGAGACUGGGCAAGGCCGCAGGCCCCUCCAGAGGCUCCUCUCCUAAGGCCUCCCGGGGGAGAGGCUCCCCCAGGGCUUCCGGGGCAGUGAGAGAGUCGGCCGAGGGUGCUGACAGCCUCCCCAGCUCCCCAUGGAGCAGCCCCAGGGCAACCCCCAAAGCAGCCAUGUCCGGCUGGGCUGGGCCCAGAAGAGGAGCGGAACCACCGGGCUCCCAGGGAAGGAAGAAGGUGGCCCGGGAAGGGAUUCCCAUCCGCCAGACUCGGGGCAGGAGCCCACCCUGGCCGAGCGCCGGCUCUCGGGGAGAAACCCACACACCAGGGGCUCCUGAAGCUCCAAAGGCUGCUGACGGCCCGGGAAACGAUCAGAGAGGCAGCCACAGAGCUUCCGGGGUCCCCAGGCCUUCGGAGCCUGAGGCAGGGGCGGCCUCAGGGGCACCCUCCACAGCCUGCAGCCCCGUGCAGAGCAGACGGCCUUCCCCAGCCCCGGGGACCAUCAGCUUCUCCUCAGGCCAUCAGCAGAGCCAACCGGUCACAGCCACGGUGGCCCCCUUCCAGUACAGGUUGCAGACGGACCAGGAGCCUGGCCCACUCCCCCAGGCCAGCUGGGCCAUGGACGGCUACUCCGGCCCCCCUGACGGGACUGAGGACAGCUUCUCCUGCAUGGACGCGCGGAUCGUCCAUGCGCUCCUCGCAGGCAGAAUGCUGGGCAGCGGCGUCAAGAGCGCGCAGCCCGAGGUGGAGCUGAGCGGCGGCGGCGGCGGCGAGGGCGCCGAGGAGCCCCGGGGCGCGGGCAGGAAGGCGGCGGACGGCAGAGGCAUGCUGCCCAAGCGCGCCAAGGCGCCCGGCGGCGGCGGCGGCGUGGCCAAGGCCAGCGCGGCGGAGCUGAGGGUCUUCAAGUCCGGCAGCGUGGACGGCCGGGUGCCCGGCGGGCCGCCCGCCUCCAACCUGCGCAAGCAGAAGUCGCUCACCAACCUGUCGUUCCUCACGGACUCGGAGAAGAAGCUGCAGCUGUACGAGCCGGAGUGGAGCGACGACAUGGCCAAGGCGCCCAAGGGCUUGGGCAAGGGGGGCUCCAAAGGCCGCGAGGCCCCGCUCAUGUCCAAGACGCUGUCCAAGUCGGAGCACUCGCUGUUCCAGGCCAAGGGAGGCCCCGCGGGCGGCGCCAAGACCCCCCUGGCCCCGCUGGCGCCCAGCCUGGGCAAGCCGAGCCGCAUCCCGCGCGGCCCCUACGCCGAGGUCAAGCCGCUCAGCAAGGCUCCGGAGGCGGCCGUGAGCGACGACGGCAGGUCGGACGACGAGCUGCUCUCCAGCAAGGCCAAGGCGCAGAAGGGCUCCGCGGCGCUGCCCUCCGCCAAGGGCCCGGAGGAGCGCGCCUUCCUCAAGGUGGACCCCGAGCUCGUGGUGACGGUGCUGGGGGACCUGGAGCAGCUGCUUUUCAGCCAGAUGCUGGACCCAGAGUCCCAGAGGAAGAGGACAGUGCAGAAUGUGCUGGACCUGCGGCAGAACCUGGAAGACACCAUGUCCAGCCUGCGAGGGUCCCAGGUGACUCACAGCUCCCUGGAGAUGACCUGCUAUGACAGUGACGACGCCAACCCUCGCAGCGUGUCCAGCCUCUCCAACCGCUCCUCCCCGCUGUCCUGGCGCUACGGCCAGGCCAGCCCCAGGCUGCAGGCCGGCGAUGCGCCCUCGGUGGGCGGGGGCUGCCGCUCAGAGGGGCCGCCCGCCUGGUACGCGCACGGGGAGCGCGCCCACUACUCGCACACCAUGCCCAUGCGCAGCCCCAGCAAGCUCAGCCACGUCUCCCGCCUGGACUCGGACGACGCAGACCUCAAGUCCGGCUACAUGAGCGAUAGCGACCUCAUGGGCAAGACCAUGACGGAGGACGACGACAUCACCACCGGCUGGGAUGAGAGCAGCUCCAUCAGCAGCGGGCUCAGCGACGCCUCGGACAACCUCAGCUCGGAAGACCUCAACGCCAGCUCCUCUCUCACCUCCCUGCCGACCACCCCCACCGCCUCUCGCAGGAACUCGACGAUCGUGCUGCGCACAGACUCCGAGAAGCGCUCCCUGGCAGAGAGCGGGCUGAGCUGGUUCAGUGAAUCGGAGGAGAAGGCCCCCCAAAAGUUGGAGUACGACAGCGGGAGCCUGAAGAUGGAGCCCGGGAGCUCCAAGUGGCGGAGGGAGCGGCCUGAGAGCUGUGACGACGCAUCCAAAGUCGGAGAGCUGAAAAAGCCCAUCAGCUUGGGACACCCUGGGUCCCUGAAGAAGGGCAAGACCCCGCCCGUGGCGGUCACCUCCCCCAUCACUCACACAGCCCAGAGUGCCCUCAAAGUUGCAGGUAAACCUGAAGGCAAAGCCACGGACAAGGGCAAGCUGGCCGUGAGGAACACCGGGCUGCAGCGCUCCUCCUCCGACGCCGGCCGGGACCGCCUGGGUGACGCCAAGAAGCCGCCCUCGGGCAUCGCCCGGCCCUCCACCUCGGGCUCUUUCGGCUACAAGAAGCCUCCUGCCACGGGCACAGCCACCGUCAUGCAGACUGGGGGCUCGGCCACGCUUGGCAAGGCCCAGAAGUCCUCGGGCAUCCCUGUGAAGCCAGCGAACGGGCGCAAGACCAGCCUGGACGUGUCCAACAGCGCGGAGCCCGGCUUCCUGGCCCCGGGAGCUCGCUCCACCAUCCAGUACCGCAGCCUGCCCCGGCCGGCCAAGUCCGGCUCCAUGAGCGUGACCGGUGGGAGGGGCGGGCCGCGCCCUGUCAGCAGCAGCAUUGACCCUAGCCUGCUGGGCGCCAAGCAGGGGGCCCUCACGCCAUCCAGACUGAAGGAGCCUUCCAAGGUGGCCAGCGGGCGCGCCACGCCAGCCCCUGUCAAUCAGACAGACCGGGAAAAGGAGAAGGCCAAAGCCAAGGCGGUGGGCCUGGACGCAGACAGCAUCUCCCUCAAGAGCAUCAGCUCCCCGGAGACCACGCCCAAGAACCCAGCCGGCCAUCCCCCGGCCAGCAAGUUGGCAGAGCUGCCACCAACCCCCGUCAGGGCCGCAGCAAAGAGCUUUGUCAAGCCGCCCUCGCUAGCCAGCCUGGACAAGGUCAACUCCAACAGCCUGGACCUGCCGUCGUCCGGUGACCCUCACGCUCCGAAGGUCCCUGAUCUGCACGCUGCCAGCUCAGCCGCCGGGGGCCCCCUGUCUUCUUGCUUCACCCCCAGCCCGGCCCCCAUCCUCAAUAUCAAUUCAGCCAGCUUCUCUCAGGGCCUGGAGCUCAUGAGUGGGUUCAGCGUCCCCAAAGAGGCCCGCAUGUACCCCAAACUCUCAGGCCUGCACAGGAGCAUGGAGUCCCUCCAGAUGCCGAUGAGCCUGCCCAGUGCCUUCCCCAGCAGUUCCCCCAUCCCCACCCCACCUGCCCCACCGGCCGCGCCCCCCCAGGAAGACACAGAAGAGCUGACCUGGAGCGGAAGCCCCCGAGCUGGGCAGCUGGACAGUAAUCAGCGGGACCGAAACACUCUGCCCAAGAAAGGUCUCAGGCACCAGCUCCAGUCCCAGGAGGACGGCAAGGAGAGACGACACUCCCACACCAUUGGUGGGCUGCCCGAGUCGGACGACCCGUCGGAGCUGCCUUCGCCUCCUGCGCUGUCCAUGUCCCUGAGUGCGAAGGGCCAGCUUACCAACAUAGCGAGCCCCGCCGCGGCCACCACGCCAAGAAUCACCCGCUCCAACAGCAUCCCCACCCACGAGGCGGCCUUCGAGCUGUACAGCGGCUCCCAAAUGGGGAGCACCCUGUCCCUGGCCGAGAGACCCAAGGGCAUGAUCCGGUCAGGAUCCUUCCGAGACCCCGCGGACGACGUCCACGGCUCGGUGCUGUCGCUGGCGUCCAGUGCGUCCUCCACCUAUUCCUCAGCUGAGGAGAGGAUGCAGUCUGAGCAAAUCCGGAAGCUUCGGAGGGAGCUGGAAUCGUCGCAGGAGAAAGUGGCCACCCUGACGUCUCAGCUUUCUGCCAACGCUAACCUCGUGGCAGCUUUCGAGCAGAGCCUGGUGAACAUGACAUCCCGCCUCCGGCACCUGGCAGAGACGGCCGAGGAGAAGGACACGGAGCUGCUGGAUUUGCGAGAAACCAUAGACUUUCUGAAGAAAAAGAACUCGGAGGCCCAGGCAGUCAUCCAGGGAGCCCUCAAUGCCUCGGAAAGCACGCCCAAAGAACUUCGGAUCAAGAGGCAGAACUCCUCAGAUAGCAUCUCGAGUCUCAACAGUAUCACCAGCCACUCCAGCAUCGGCAGCGGCAAGGACGCAGACGCCAAGAAGAAGAAGAAGAAAAGCUGGGUCUAUGAGCUUCGAAGUUCCUUCAACAAAGCCUUCAGUAUAAAAAAGGGGCCCAAGUCAGCUUCCUCGUACUCGGACAUCGAGGAGAUCGCCACCCCCGAUUCCUCGGCCCCCUCGUCCCCCAAACUGCAGCACGGCUCCACAGAGGCCGCUUCGCCCUCCAUCAAGUCCUCCAACUCGUCUUCCGUGGGCGUCGAUGCCCCUGAGGCCCCUGCUCACUCGGCCCCCCACGCGAGGCUGUUCCACGCCAGUGAGGAGGACGAGCCGGAGAAGAAGGAGGUGUCUGAGCUGCGCUCCGAGCUGUGGGAGAAAGAGAUGAAGCUGACAGACAUCCGCCUGGAAGCCCUUAACUCCGCCCACCAGCUGGACCAGCUCCGGGAGACCAUGCACAACAUGCAGCUGGAGGUGGACCUGCUGAAAGCAGAGAACGACCGGCUGAAGGUCGCCCCGGGCCCCUCGUCAGGCGCCCCCCCAGGGCAGGCCCCUGGGUCAUCCGCAUUGUCAUCACCUCGCCGCUCGCUGGGCCUCGCUCUCACCCACUCCUUCAGCCCAAGUCUCACAGACACAGACCUGUCGCCCAUGGAUGGCAUCAGCUCCGGUGGCCCCAAGGAGGAGGUCACCCUUCGCGUGGUGGUGCGGCUGCCCCCCCAGCACAUCAUCAGAGGGGACCUGAAGCAGCAGGAGUUCUUUCUGGGCUGCAGCAAGGUCAGUGGGAAGGUGGACUGGAAGAUGCUGGAUGAAGCUGUUUUCCAGGUGUUCAAGGACUACAUUUCUAAGAUGGACCCAGCGUCAACCCUGGGCCUUAGCACCGACUCCAUCCACGGCUACAGCAUCAGCCACGUGAGACGCGUGCUGGAUGCAGAGCCCCCUGAGAUGCCUCCCUGCCGCCGAGGUGUCAAUAACGUGUUGGUCUCCCUCAAAGGUCUAAAGGAGAAGUGUGUGGACAGCCUGGUGUUCGAGACGCUGAUCCCCAAGCCCAUGAUGCAACACUACAUCAGCCUCCUGCUCAAGCACCGGCGCCUGGUCCUCUCGGGCCCCAGCGGCACCGGCAAGACCUACCUGACCAACCGGCUGGCGGAGUACCUGGUGGAGCGCUCCGGCCGCGAGGUCACCGAGGGCAUCGUCAGCACCUUCAACAUGCACCAGCAGUCUUGCAAGGAUCUGCAGCUGUACCUCUCCAACCUGGCCAACCAGAUCGACCGGGAGACGGGAAUCGGGGAUGUGCCCCUGGUGAUCCUGCUGGACGACCUGAGUGAGGCCGGCUCCAUCAGCGAGCUGGUCAACGGGGCCCUCACCUGCAAGUACCACAAAUGCCCCUAUAUCAUAGGCACCACCAACCAGCCUGUGAAGAUGACACCCAACCACGGCUUGCACUUGAGCUUCAGGAUGCUCACCUUCUCCAACAACGUGGAGCCAGCCAACGGCUUCCUGGUGCGCUACCUGAGGCGGAAGCUGGUGGAGUCAGACAGCGACGUCAAUGCAAACAGGGAAGAGCUGCUGCGGGUGCUUGACUGGGUGCCCAAGCUCUGGUACCACCUGCACACCUUCCUGGAGAAGCACAGCACCUCGGACUUCCUCAUAGGCCCCUGCUUCUUCCUGUCCUGUCCCAUCGGCAUUGAGGACUUCCGGACCUGGUUCAUCGACCUGUGGAACAAUUCCAUCAUCCCGUACCUGCAGGAAGGCGCCAAGGACGGGAUCAAGGUACACGGACAGAAAGCCGCCUGGGAGGACCCAGUGGAGUGGGUCCGGGACACUCUUCCCUGGCCGUCGGCCCAACAGGACCAGUCAAAGCUGUACCACCUGCCGCCCCCCACCGUGGGCCCUCACAGCAUCGCCUCACCCCCUGAGGACAGAACAGUCAAAGACUGCACCCCAAGUUCUCUGGACUCAGACCCUCUGAUGGCCAUGCUGCUGAAACUUCAGGAAGCUGCCAAUUACAUCGAGUCUCCCGAUCGAGAAACCAUCCUGGACCCCAACCUCCAGGCAACGCUCUGAGGGCCCAGUAGUCACUGUCACCCCGACAGCAGCGCGCGGCGCCAGCUCUGUGGGCUCCUCCUCUCCCUGCUCCUCUUUGGGGGCCUGGCUCCCUGGCCCGGAGGUGACAGGAGGGAGGAGGAGGGGAGGACCAGGGCAGGGUCUCGGCGCUGCACCUCUGAGAACGUCCCAGUACGGACUGGUGGGGUGGCGUGUGGGGACGUAUGUCCCCUAGACACGUGGACUGGCCUCCUGUCAUGACUCUGGGAAGAAGAUGAUCCUGGGUCUUCCUCCUUGGUGUCUCGUCUCAUUACAGACUCCUGGGCUUUCUGGGGAGGGGUUCGGAAGACAUGAAAAGAACCUGCAGUGGUUCCUUCCCGAGACGUCCUGUGCGGGGAACCUGAGGGCAGUGCAGACCCUCCCCAGCCCCGUCACCACUGCCAACAACUCCUCCCCGAGAUCUGGCUGGAGCCCAGAAAAAGCAGCAUGUGGUUUAAAAAACGUUUGACUCAAUCUGUAAAUGAUAAAAAAAAAAUAAAAAAAAAGGAAGAAAAAAAAAAAACAGAGAAGAUGAAGCUGGAGAGGGGAGCCAGGUGCCAAGACGGGGAGCGCCGCCGGCCCCCGGAUGAUGCAGGGACAGCUGCCAAGCCGAGAAGUCGCCAAACCCCAAAACAACGUCACAGCCUUCAGAGAACGCCGGCCAGAUCGGUCUCUACCCCUAACUUAACGCACGAGCGUCAAUAAACCCCUCUUUUUAUUUUUCAUUUUUGUUUUUUGUUUUGCUAUUUUUUCCUCCCAUUCGCCUAUUUAUUUUCCUUUUCUUUCUUUUCUUUUUCUUUUUUUUUUUUUUCCCAUCUCCUCACACAUUCAUGAGAUGCUUGGGCUGCUUUUCCAGGGGCUGGUUUGGCUUUUCCAAGUGGAUUUUCUGUGGAGAAUCUGACGCCAUCCAGUUGGCACAGCUGGGCACCCUCCAUGCUGCUACCUUUGGCAUCUGUGGGGCUCGUACGGGACAUGAAACAUUGGUUCAGAAAUAGUGGGAGAAGAGGGACUGUGACCGCCCUACGAGAAAGCACACAUCCCGCCUGGGAGCUCAGCCGCCAGCCUCGUGGGGGGGGGUGUCGCCCCGUCUUGACAAGAGGGCUGCUCAGCUUCACCACGGACUAGAGGAAAAUGGGGAAACGAGAAACGUUCUUAGUUCUGCCGCCUGUCGGCCCUCACGGCGCGGUUCUGGUGGCGGCCACUUUGCUUGGCUCCAUUCCAACUCCUAGCGGGCCUUUACUACUGGUUUGUGGCAAGUGAAAAUUCACAUAUAAGAGACCGGACAUCCGUGUGGCAUAGUCCCCAUCAGAAUAUGAGGCUCUAGGCAUGUGUUUGGUGGCAGAGAUGUGCCUUCAGCAGGGAUCUGCCUUCUGUAGAAGCCGCCCGGAGACCUGGUGGUCUGUCUUCCUUCAUUCCACUAAGUAGCUCAAAAAAGACUUGGGCCCGUGCGUUCUCCACGUAGUAGGACAUCCCCUUGUUAUCUAGACCUUCAGGGUCAGCUGAGAAAUGGAGCCAAAGCCUCCGGAGCCAGCUGGGGAGGCCUUUGGGGCUGAAGGCCUGGAAUCCGGUAGGCUGGGCCUGGAGGACGGUGGGGUUCUUGCUUAUCGGGGGGGCGUCUCCUUCCUGCCAUUUCUGAACUGCCUGGGGAGGCUCAUGUCCCAUCCCGGACGCAGCACCUCGGGGUGUGACGAGCGGGCCCCGCGUUUGCUCUUCAGCUUCCUGAGUGGCACAAGACCUUGUCCAAGUCUACAGGCACGCUCACCAGGACCGCGCUCCCACCCACCCGGGGUGCAGGCGUCUGAGUCCUCACAUCAGAAUGUUUUCAUUUAGGGCCAAACAAUGAUCUGGAUUGUUCCCCGAGCAAGCUUCUGCCUCUGCCCAGGAAUGCUGGGCCUUUACACCGGACGGAGGCCGUUACUGCAAUGGCUGCUGUCCGUGUGCCGUGAAGAUCUCCCACCCAAGUCAACGGUAAAAUACGGUGGGAAGAGGCUGGCUGAGGAUGGUGCUGACAUCAUUGCCUUAAGGUCCCUGCUGUGUGGAAUGAGGCAGCCCCAGCGCCGAGAAAGGGAAGAUGGCCGGGCCUCCUUCAAACCCAGGCCCCUUCCGAGCCCUGGCCCCAUGGCAGGGCUCAGACUCUCAAUGCCAUCUUCACCCGGUAGUUGAGCCCUUAACUCUGCAUUUUCUGGUGCUGCGCAGCCAGUGCCUUCUGUCAUCGGUGUGACUGGCUACUUGACAAAAAGGAAAGGGGACAGCCCCUUCCUCCAUUCCAACUGCCUCAGACCCCCAAAGGGAUUCUUGUCCGCCUGGUAGCCAUGGAUACCACCGUGCAUUUUACUUGGAGCUUCAGCGGGUUGAUUUCUGGGGGCCUCUCUUGUUCCAGCUUCUCGUCUGUUCCUGGGAUGCACCCCCUCCCUCUGCUCUCACUUGAUCGCUGCAUUUAGCCCAGGCCUCCAGGUGCUUUCCGCCAGGAAGCGCCCAUCUCACGAGGUGGUGGUGCAGCAGCUCAUCUUCCCCCUGGAGCCUGGGACCCUGUUUACAGUUGUGGGGCCAGUCAUUUCACCGAGGAAUCACGGUCAUGUGGCAGCUGCCGAAGGUUGAGCCUCCUCAUGGUGCUAUAACCCCUUGGGUCGCUCAUCCAGACAUCUCUGCAACAAAACCUGAGCACCGCCCUAGAUCGAACAAACAGCGAGAGCAAAUCCACAGCGUUCUCCUACCCACACACCUGCUUCUGGGUGGAGACUACUGGGACCCCUCAAAAAAGAAAAACUGGGUCCCCUAGCUAAAUGCUCCACACCUAGGCACCCUCAGGAGAAUCCAGCCCGAGACUGGAGUUUGUGCUAUCCCCUUGUUCUCCAGCACCCGACUCCAUUCCUCACCAAAGUUGGCCAGCAGAUGACUCGGUUCCACGCCCAGCGGCAACCCCGCGCGAGCCACAGCUCCAGGCGGUCCUCGGCAGCAGCCCUCUCAUUUCCAGAUGAAGAAGACCAACAUUCUGUCCAGUGUAUUUGUUUCUUGAACCUGCCUAGGCACUAACAAUAAAAUUCUCGGUCACGGAGGCUCCUCUGGGACCUCACGUCCGUGUGUCUGUGUGUGUGUGUGUGCGUGUGUCUCACAGAGCAGUUUGCUGUUUCCUGUCUCCCGAGGCUUCACAGAAUAUUUUUUUUAAAAUCUAUGCUUUGUGGCCCUCUGCGGUGCUCACCUGUCUCUGUGUGAAUCCUUAUGCUGACGUCUUUUUCAGGGAGUCUUAACCAUCGGGAAGCCAGAGGCCGGCAGGUGAGAGGGUUUGCAAAGGAAGUCCUCAUUGGUGGCCAUGCUUUGGUCUGGAGUUCCCAACUUUCUGACCAAUCUAUCCACAAGGACUUGGCACAAAAGAAUGAUUUUCUUUUUGUUUCAUUUCUCGCCUUCUGGCUUUCCUAGUUUGCAAGACUCCAAGUGGACCUAACAUCGCUAUCUUUUCCUCCUACAAGGCUCAUACCAUUCAGAGAGACACCCCCUUUCCGUGGCCUCAGGGGUAACUACUUCCUGUGGUGUAUCCCACAACAGUAGGAAGGAGGCGGUGGUGGCCGCUCUUCCCGACGCCUCAGCACCUGGGACAGCACCAUGGACAGAAGCCCUGCACAUGGGGAGGUUUGCCUGGCCAAGUGGGACUUGGUCCUACAAGCCAGGAUUACGGACAGACCUGCAUGAGACAUUAGGGUCCUUCCUUGUGUUUGGGAGAAUUACUUGUUCUGUCCUAAUCCCACAUUUAAUACUGGGUUCAAGUGCUGAAUUAACUCAGAUCACCAACUAUUACUCCACCAUUUUUUUUUCCUUCCUUCCUCCUGGGCCUCAGCUAAGCUGAAGCUAGUAAAGUAGACUCUACAAGCCAACCCCAGUGGUGGCAUGAAAUGUGCUUUUGCAGAGGGUUUACUAAUGGAGUUGGUUAUAUGAAGAAAUGUGGUCCACUCUUACGAUGACUGACUACUGGCCAGUUCUGGCUUGUGGCCAUUAGUAAUAAAAUGGUCUUAGGGACGGUACGUUCCCAACAGGCCAAAGCCUGAAGAUGCUGCCCUUCCUAAUGGAAUCAGCUUUAUAUAUAUUCAUGAGCCCUCCGUCAACCUGAUCAGGGGCCUACGGGGCCACCCGCGUGGCUCUUCUCUCUGCCAGGGUCCAUGUGUGUCCACUUGGCCUAGCCCUGGGGAAGAAGGAAGUAAACUGGAAGACGGUAGAGUUUCAAACUCAGGACACCAAUCAAAAUUUGGGAGCUACAGGGAGAUGAGUGCAGUUGAAAAUUAAACCUGUGUCUACUGGGCCCUCCCAGUUGGGUGGGUGUUUUGGCUAUUUUUUGUAACAAUCAUGCCAUGGAGAAUUUCCUAUGACAACAGCAGUCAUGGGAGUAAGUGGCCCCUGGUUCCUUGAUUCAACAACUCUCACUUAGAGCAAUGGUUCUCUCCAUGCGUUUCCAGACCAGCGGCAGCUGGGAACGUGUUAAAGCCGGAAUUCUCAUGGUAGCGCCCAGCAGUCGGCUCUCACAAACCCGCUGGGUAAGAUGCACACUCCAGUUUGUGAUUCACUGUUUUAGAGGGAAAGCCCAAGUAUCAGAGUUCCCAGACUAAGGAUCUUUAAGACCAAAAAGAAGAAGGUCCUAGAUUAUAAUUCAGACUUUUAUUUCAAAGUCACUGUCCUCGUGCUUGUUUUUAUCUAGCACAGGAAGAAAGGGGGUGUGUGCUUUGGUGGGGAGGUGUUAAGGGAGUGUUAGCCUCUCCUCAUAGAAGACCACUUUCAGAGAAAAAUCUCGUGGCUCUGAAAAUGGGACCCUGCCAAACCAAGGGGCUUCAGCAAAGGAAAACAGUGGGAGGGCUCUUCAGCUGGAUCAUUUGUGUCUACUCUGAGCCCUCUGAUACAACAGCAUGGGAAAGGUCAAAAAGUCCAAUAUGUGUUUCCAUGACAACUUGCUCCCCGGCAACAUCGCUCUCCCUUAUCUGAGUUAGAAAGGGCACGAAUGGGUCUGAGGACCUGACCAUGGUCUCCUUCCCCAGGGCAGCUAACAAGUGAGGGCGCUGGGAUCCCAGGAUGGGCCCCUCUCGCCCUGCUCUGCUCCCCCAAGGGAGUCAGCACGAUGAAGAGACGGUCCUGGGAACCUAAGUCCCUGGGCCCACCCUGUCCUUUCCUCACGGGGACUGGAAUUCAGAACUACUCAGCCAUGGCGACAAGAUCUUUUAAAAGGGGAACUUUGCAUCUUUCCAAACGCACAGACUCUGGCGGAUGAGGCUGUUUACAGCUGGUUUGGGUUUAAGUUUGUUGGCUUUCCCUGUGAAAGCUUGUGGAUAGAGGACAAACGCGCUCGCACUCAGCCUUUGGAGAAAGGACUGACGCCCGAGGAAGGCGGCGUAAAACCGUUGCACUCACAUCACCCCCUGGGUCCCCAGAAGGCCGAUGGUGGGUCCUUGGGUCAUCUGUGGCUCUUACAUUUCCCUGCCGUUUCUCUGAGACAGAUUUCCCGUCAUCAGGCAGGAGCCCCCACGUCCCCGCCAGUCCCAGCUGCUGCUGCCCAGUGGCCUCCCACUUCCGAAUGCUUUUUAUAACGGAACAAUCUUUUAAAAAAUGAAUCCCAACCCCUGCUAGAUUCCUCCCCCCACCCAGUCCUGUGUUAGGCGGCAUUGUUUACGUGAUGGAGUCUGUUUCUCAAAUGCACGGCGGUCCUUGAGGAAGGUGGGCAGGAACUUUUGCAACACUUCUUAAUUUAUUGGGCAGGAAACCUCAAACCAGGUUAUGUGUAUGUCUGUGGAUUUUUCUCAUUUGACCCUCCUCUCUGUCACUCUACCCCCUUUUGUAUCUAAGGUAGAGAAAGCAAACCUGAACCUGGAAAGCAGAGCAAUGUAUAUAGUUGCGGUAACAAUCAUGACAGGCUGUCCCCCCAGUAAUUCGUUUUAAAUAUCAAAUUGGUUGAAAAUCAAAUCCAUGCCAGGGCCUGCUGAAGAGCCCCCCUCUGGGCCCUCUGACCAUCAGGCAUGUCUCCUCCCAGCAAGACUCAUCUGUUCCGAUGCCAUUUGCGUUUCAAUAAAGUUAUCUCCUGUGUUGUCCACCGGU